Molecule: messenger RNA, 2426 nt
Organism: Pipistrellus kuhlii (Kuhl's pipistrelle)
Lineage: Eukaryota; Metazoa; Chordata; Mammalia; Chiroptera; Vespertilionidae
Gene: CA5B
Product: carbonic anhydrase 5B
Exons: 8
Coding region: 268-1221 (317 amino acids)
Cellular component (GO): mitochondrion; cytoplasm
Molecular function (GO): carbonate dehydratase activity; zinc ion binding
Source: RefSeq, a predicted model, not a curated record
UUCCUAUGUUCCAAGCUUAGAGAAAGCAGAUACAAAGUGAGGUUACUGUUUACCAUGAGCAUUACGGAAAGCAGUAAGUCUCCUGAGAUAGGAAAAAGACAUUGAUUUCUCCAUGUUUUUCAUAUUCCACAAUACUCUUGAAAAGCAGUUUCUCAGCAUAUAGCUAUUGAUCUACUGCUCAGGAAGGUCAAUUAAAUAUGAGAUCACACAAACAGGAAACACGUUCCUGCAAGUUCCUUGCAAACUGCCCAAGAGUUCCAGCCAAAGAUGGUGGCGAUGAGUAGCCUGAGGGUCAUUCUUCAGGCCUCUCUAUGCAAAUUUCUGUGGAGAAGAUGCCAAAUUCUGAGAUCCACACCAGUGAGGCCCUGCAGCCUCUACACCUGCACUUACAAAACCCGGAACCGAGCCUUACACCCUCUCUGGGAAAGAAUGGACCUGGCCCCGGGGGGCGAGCGCCAGUCGCCCAUCAACAUCCGGUGGAGGGAUAGUGUCUACGAUCCUGACUUAAAACCACUCACCAUCUCUUAUGACCCGACCACCUGUCUACACCUCUGGAAUAACGGAUACUCUUUCCUUGUGGAAUUUGAAGAUUCUACAGAUAAAUCAGUGAUCAAGGGGGGACCCCUGGAAGACAACUAUCGACUGAAGCAGUUCCAUUUUCACUGGGGGGCCAUCGAUGCCUGGGGCUCUGAGCAUACUGUGGACAGCAAAUGUUACCCGGCAGAGCUGCACCUGGUGCACUGGAAUUCAGUCAAAUUUGAAAACUUUGAGGAUGCAGUACUGGAAGAAAAUGGUUUGGCUGUGAUAGGAGUAUUUUUAAAGCUAGGGAGAAAUCAUAAAGAGCUACAAAAAUUGGUGGAUACGUUACCAUCAAUUAAGCAUAAGGAUACCAUAGUGGAAUUUGGGUCGUUCGACCCUGCCUGCCUGAUGCCCACCUGCCCGGACUACUGGACCUACUCAGGAUCCCUGACUACCCCACCGCUCUCCGAGUCUGUCACCUGGAUCAUUAAGAAGCAGCCUGUAGAGGUUGAUCAUGAUCAGCUUGAGCAAUUUCGGACCCUGCUUUUCACUUCCGAGGGGGAGAAAGAGAAAAGAAUGGUGGACAACUUCCGCCCCCUGCAGCCCCUCAUGAACCGCACUGUCCGCUCAUCCUUCCGUCAUGAUUACAUCCUCAACAUACAAGCAAAAUCCAAGCCAUCGACCAGCCAAGCUAGCCCCUAAGACGCCCAGAUGUAGGUGGUGUUUUGCUUUAAUACAUAAUAGGUUUUCCAAAACUUAACUAAGACUAUUCUAAACACCUGCGUUUAAUACUAAGUAUAGAGGUGCAUUUUUUGGUAUUAGUAGUGCUCCUUCAGUCUUUUAUUGAUAACGAUGUUUAUCACUGAAGUAGCAACAAGAAACACAAGUUGGCUUUUAGAAUGUCUUUUAAUGUCUGACAUUUUUGAGCUGUCUUUUUAUAUCAUCAGUUAGUGGUUAUAUACAGUUGUAAGUAGGUAUGACAAUCAAAAUAUUGAACCACUGGUAAGGCACAAACUGGUACUUGCUGGCUGAACAUUGGCCAUGAUUUUAGGUACAUUUUAUUUCAAAACAUGGAUGAAUUUUCUUUUUUAAGGCCUUCUCACUGAGCAUACUUGCUCUGAUCUUUAGUUAACUUACAAGUACAGGAUUUGCUUGCUUUCUUACUGUCAAUUUGUGAUACAGAAAAAAUAUUUUGUAAUCCUAGGAAGACAAAGAUUUACUGAUAUCUGAAAAUCUUUUUGCAUUUCUGAAGAUCAGAUAUUUUACUUAAAGGCCUGGUCAUAUAGAAAGCAUAUGCAGCGUAGAACAUUUUAAAGGAAUUGCUUGAAGUGCCUCAAACUUAGAAUUCUUUCAUGACAUAUUUAUAGAAGUAUUUUUCAAAUGACUAGUAAUAUAACCUAUAGUUUAUAAUAUUUUGCAUUAUUUGUACACUGUUUCAUAGACUACAAUAAUAUUUUUCCACAAAGACAAAACAAUCUUAGCUUCCUUUUAAAGCUGUCUGGACUUUAUUUCCUUAGUUGAUGUUCUGGGCAAGACAGAUGAUCAAAAUAAAUCUCCCAGCUUAAACAGUGGCAUAGAAAACUUUUGCUACAGUAAUGGGGGAGAAACUUGUCAGCCAGGCUAAACUCUAGGUAAUUCUACACAUUCCAUGGAAUCCAUGCCACUGUUGCCCUUGCUUGUAAAUAUCUUGGGAUGUUUCUAAAGGCCAAUAAGCCUGUGUUCAGACUCAAUAUUGCAUUCAUUAGUAGUAUUUCUUUCAUGAAUAUGCUAGUCAUCUGGUCUGCAAGAUAGAGUUGGAUAAAUAUGCUUAACACUACUGAGCCAUACACUGAAAAAAGUUAAGAUGAUAACUUUUAUGCUAUGUGUAUUAUUAAUUAAAAAUCAAUAGUAAUUCAGUAGGAAGAAAA